AUGCCUCUAUUUGUAUGGGCUGUAUUAAUUACAGCAGUUCUAUUACUUCUAUCUUUACCUGUAUUAGCCGGUAAACUAAUUCUGCCGGCUUUAAAUUCGGCUAUUUGCUGGGAACUGUUUGAUAAUUAUACAUUAUGUCAAACACAAUCAGCAGGAAACCCAUUAGAUUUGAAUCUUUUGGGGAUCUUCAGAGACUACACGCCGAAAUUAAUCUGUUGUACUAUUCUACCUGUAUCCCAAUUAAAACCCAAUAAAGUCAAUAAAGACUUAAGAUUCUUUGAUGAAUCUAAUUUAAACUUAACCAAUUAUAAUUUAACUAAUUCAAAUUUUAAUUCUUAUUUUGCUGGAUUGAUCGAAGGUGAUGGUACAAUUAUUGUACCUAAAGCUGAAAGAUCACCCAAAGGAAGAAUUAAUUACCCUUCAGUACAAAUUGUUUUUCAUCUGAAAGAUUUACCAUUAGCCUUAGUUAUUCAAAAACAAAGAAGAAAUGGAUCUCUUUCUAGAAAAAAAGGAGUAAAUGCUUACAUCUUAACUAUCAACAAUUAUGAAGGAUUAUUAAUUAGUCGCUACAUUACUUAA
Molecule: messenger RNA, 579 nt
Organism: Auanema sp. JU1783
Lineage: Eukaryota; Metazoa; Nematoda; Chromadorea; Rhabditida; Rhabditidae
Source: the annotation of a GenBank genome assembly